Molecule: messenger RNA, 1734 nt
Organism: Penicillium canariense
Lineage: Eukaryota; Fungi; Ascomycota; Eurotiomycetes; Eurotiales; Aspergillaceae
Product: homeobox domain-containing protein
Exons: 3
Coding region: 1-1734 (577 amino acids)
Biological process (GO): cell differentiation; regulation of transcription by RNA polymerase II
Molecular function (GO): RNA polymerase II cis-regulatory region sequence-specific DNA binding; DNA-binding transcription factor activity, RNA polymerase II-specific
Source: RefSeq, a predicted model, not a curated record
AUGUCCGACCCGGAGCCUUCGGCAGCGGCCUCAUCCUCGCCGUCCCUCCCGGCCACCGACUCCAGUGCUUUGACUUACGCCUUCCUGGUGCACUCCCAGAAAACCCUCACGCAGAACCUGCCACCACGCGUCGACAACAAGCUGCUCGCGCGCCAGAAGCGGCGUCGGACGAGCCCGGAAGACCAUGCCAUCUUAGAGGCCCAAUACCAGAUCAACCCGAAACCGGACAAGCUUGCUCGCACACAUAUCGUAAAUCGCGUCUCGCUCGGCGAGAAAGAGGUGCAGAUUUGGUUCCAAAAUCGCCGCCAGAACGACCGAAGGAAAUCCAAGCCUCUGCAGCCGCACGAGCUGCUCGCACCGCGUUCAAGUAUGUCCGACUCGUCGGGCCACCCAGCCAGCGAUGAUAACGCGUCUGCGGAACCUGGGUCCUCGAGCGGGGCAGAGCAAAUUGAGGUUCUGGACCGACCGGAGGAUUCUAGGCCGAAGUCCUGGGGUGGUGACCUGUUGCAGUUAUCGGAUGGGUCGGACCCGGUGAUGGGCGAGAAGGACGAGAUAGACCUGCCGCUGCCGAGCACGCAGACAAGUGUGGCGACAGAGGCCAUUGAAGAAACGCCGCCAACCACGCAAGAGGAGUUCUUUGGGGCUGACUCCCAGCCAAACCUGGAUGAUACAUUAGCAGAGGACGAGGCAUUGCUGCAAGCAACGAAGAGGAAACGGUCGGUGUCGGAUAUUCGGGGAGAGGCAGUGAGCGAGCAGCCCGCGGUGAUCACACAUACCACACCCGUGAAGUCACCACCGUCUCUGCGCCUGUCUCUAUCCUUUGAUGGCGAAGCCAUGGUGCGAAAGGAGGAUGAGAUGACACCGUCGCCGCCCAAGGGUCGGAACUCGCUGCGGAUCGCCAUGUCUUCGGAUGGCAAGGCCGUGAUCCGCGGAGAGAACGAACCUUCGCCCUCCAAGAACCGCGUGGCCAUGUUCUCCGUUCGCCGUCCCAAACUCUCCGGGCUUCGCCGUAGCAGCAGCGCUAUCUUUCCGGCCACGCCGCGGGCAGGCAUGACCGAGAAAGACCGAGUUUUUGGCCGCUCUCGCGACCCUCGAAACUGGGAAUCUUUUUUCGACACCGACGCACGAAGCGCUUUGUCGAGCCCGAUGUCCUCUCAGACCGCUCCCGUCUCUUCCCCCGGCCUCUUUCAAUCCCGCAGCCAGCGCUCUCUCACACGAAGCGCGUCGCAACGACACAGCAUGGUCUCCGUCCAUGCCGACGCAGCCAGCACACCCAUCUCCCAAUCCAUGAGCGAGAAGAGGCGAAAGCUCUCUCGUACAGUCUCUUCUCUGGGCAGGUUAGAGACCGAGCGUAACCGGGCGUCCCCCUACCAAUCAUCCAAACUGUCCAAGCACAUGACUUCCAAGUCCAACACACAGGACCUGGAGCUUGACCCCGGAGACUCCGACAAGGAGAAUUGGAUCCCAGGUACUCGGUCCACACAAGUCCGCCGGCGCACAACCUCACACGCCCCACGGCCCGUACUGCGCGAAGCCAACCGCAACCGCGGACUCAGCCUCAUGUCGGGCAGCAGGCGCAACCGGCAAUACCCCUCCGGCGGCCAGGGCAAAGCAGGACCAGACCUGAGUGCCGAAGUGUCAGCAUUCAUGACCAGCGGUGCUGGUGGCAGCCAAGAGGAUGACCUGGACUGUGUCCAGGGCCUCCUGUCCCUGAGUCAAGGGGCAUGGCGAUAA